Molecule: messenger RNA, 761 nt
Organism: Chaetomium fimeti
Lineage: Eukaryota; Fungi; Ascomycota; Sordariomycetes; Sordariales; Chaetomiaceae
Exons: 2
Coding region: 167-622 (151 amino acids)
Molecular function (GO): oxidoreductase activity
Source: RefSeq, a predicted model, not a curated record
GACCUCAUACGAGUGGCGGCGGUGUCAACCCAAGGCUCCCAGAGCCCCAAAAAGCAAAGUGAAUUCGAAAUAUCAAAUAACGGAAAUAUGGUGAGCUUGGUUUGUUUCUGGAGGAAAGCGAGUUCGGGUACCGUGAAAAGAGAACGAGAGGUUAUGCUUGUCUUUCAUGAUCACUAAUCGGUUAUUUUCUUACCAGACUCCGUCCGGGGUGGAGAUGUGGAACAGCGGUUCGUCCUCUUAUUCUCUUCCCGAUGUAUCGAGUCCACUUCCGUAUAUUUCAGGUCCAUUAGCAACCGUGGUGUGUUCCAAAAUAGUUGAUUCAAAUAGGGGAGAGGGCAGCAAGACCCAAGGAAGGGAAACACGGUGUUGUUUUCCUAGAGCAUAUCGAAAGUCCUUGCAAAACCCUCAAGUCAAAACCAGCCUGAACAGACCAACCGCCAUGGCCAAGUUCACGUUCGAAAUUGACGUCUAUUCUGACCCGAUCUGCCCCUGGUGCUAUAUCGGCAAGGAAGCCCUCGACAAAGCGAUGGAGUCUUACCUGAGGGAGCACCCCGACACCGACUUCAAGUUGACGUGGAAGCCGUACAUGCUGUGGCCGAACGCGGGCGUCUCUGGUAGGUAGUACUUCUGUGGGAAAGGAACUGAAGCCGACUACUACACUACCACCACUACACCACCACCACACUCACCAUUAAACACCCUACCGUCCAUCACAAAGCCACUGACCACUACACACGGUAGCCUACGACAAGGGAACGGUC